CAACAUUAGUCUUUUAUCAUUGCAAUUGUCGAAAGAGAAAGACGAAAGAAACCCUAAUUUGGGCAAAUCAGACGACGACGACGAAGAAGAAGAAGAAGAAGAAGGGGAGAGAGAUGACGAUGACAAUUGUAAACUGAAAUAUCAAUUUGAAAGCACGAGUUUCAGGCACCAAAAUCCACAAAUCCUACAAUGGAGUUAGCAGACAGAGCUGUUGGUUUUCUGUUAUCCUUAAUCAGCUUGUCCGUUUUCACUUACUAUACUUUUUGGGUCAUCAUCUUGCCAUUUGUGGACACUGAGCACUUCAUCCACAAGUACUUCCUUCCUCAAGAAUAUGCCAUUCUCAUUCCUGUAUGUGCUCUUGUGAUGCUACUCUGCUUCCUGUGCGUCUUUAUUGGGUUUGUGAUGCUCAAAUCCAAGAAGAAGAAGGCUUGAUUCAAGUUCUACAGUAGUUUUAAUCAAUUUCAAGGUACUUAGUUUUGGUCUUUUUUUUCUUUACAACGUUUCUUGAUCUGAAUAUGUUUUACUUUUGAAAUGGAAACAACUCACUAGAUCUGCAGUAUACCAUUUUAUACUCUCUAAUUGUUCUAAUUUGACCGUUGCAUAGAAGAAAUGACUUUGACAGUUAUGCAAUAAGACUAUUGUGUGUCCAUUCGUAUUCAACUAAAGUUAUUUGUUUACGGAUUA
This is a messenger RNA of Cornus florida, 684 nucleotides long. Its product is annotated as dolichol-phosphate mannose synthase subunit 2. The record is from RefSeq and is a predicted model, not a curated record. Gene Ontology annotation, cellular component: endoplasmic reticulum membrane; dolichol-phosphate-mannose synthase complex. The transcript is spliced from 3 exons. NCBI's taxonomy places the organism in Eukaryota, Viridiplantae, Streptophyta, Magnoliopsida, Cornales, Cornaceae. Gene Ontology annotation, molecular function: enzyme regulator activity. Gene Ontology annotation, biological process: GPI anchor biosynthetic process. Bases 190 to 432 code for a protein of 80 amino acids.